Molecule: messenger RNA, 933 nt
Organism: Condylura cristata (star-nosed mole)
Lineage: Eukaryota; Metazoa; Chordata; Mammalia; Eulipotyphla; Talpidae
Product: olfactory receptor 8D4-like
Exons: 1
Coding region: 1-933 (310 amino acids)
Biological process (GO): sensory perception of smell; G protein-coupled receptor signaling pathway
Cellular component (GO): membrane
Molecular function (GO): odorant binding; olfactory receptor activity; G protein-coupled receptor activity
Source: RefSeq, a predicted model, not a curated record
AUGGGUAUAAGAAAUCAGUCCACAGUCACCGAGUUUUUUCUCUCAGGAUUAACUGAUCAACCAGAGCUUCAGCUUCCCCUUUUCUUCCUCUUCUUGGGGAUUUAUAUAGUUACAGUGGUGGGAAAUCUGAGCAUGAUCUCCAUAAUUGGGUUGAGUCCUCAACUUCACAUUCCCAUGUACUAUUUCCUCAGUAGUUUGUCCUUUUUAGAUUUCUGCUAUUCAUCCGAUAUAACUCCCAUAAUGCUGAUAGGCUUUUUAUACAGAUAUAAAGCUAUUUCCUAUUCUGGAUGCAUGGCUCAGUUUUUUUUCAUCUGUGUGUGUGCCAUUUCUGAGUUUUAUCUGUUGGCAGCCAUGGCCUAUGAUCGCUAUGUCGCCAUCUGCAGCCCCCUGCUCUACAAUGCCAUCAUGUCCCCUCGGGUCUGCUCUCUGCUGGUGGCUGCUGUCUUCUCCGUGGGUUUUACCCAAACCAUGAUUUAUGAAGUUUGUUUGUUAAGUUUGGAUUUCUGUGGAUCCAAUAUCAUUAAACAUUAUUAUUGUGACAUCAUUCCCCUCAUGAAACUCUCCUGUUCCAGCACAUAUGUUGAUGAACUUUUAAUUUUUAUCAUCGGUGGAUUUAACUUGAUCGCCACUAUCCUGACAAUCAUCAUUUCCUACGUUUUCAUCCUCUCCAGCAUCCUCCGCAUUCAGUCUAAAGAGGGCAGGUCCAAGGCUUUCAGCACCUGUGGCUCCCACUUGACAGCUGUUCUUGUAUUUUAUGGGUCUCUCAUGUUCAUGUAUCUCAAACCUGCUUCCAGCAGCUCAGCCAUCCAGGAGAAAGUCACCUCCAUAUUUUACACCACUGUGAUCCCCAUGUUGAAUCCACUGAUUUAUAGUCUGAGGAAUAAGGAAGUGCAAAAUGCACUGAUGAAGCGCUUAAAAAGAAAUAUGUCUUAA